UGUAAUACUUUACUCUCUUUGUGUCUCUAAAAUGGAGUAGCAGUGCCCCUUCCCUUCCCUCCUCUCCACACCCACUCUCUAUCUAAUUCUCUCUCAGAUUACACUUCUUUUCUUCUGCUCUUCACUUCUCCUCUUCACUCACUCACUCCACUUCGCCUCUUCCAUGUGAUUUUCCGAUAUGUUCAUUCUUGUGUCCGGGUGAUUAAGUUAUUUAGGGUUUUCGUACUUCUUGGGCUUCUUUGAGUUAUUGUCUGCGGCUUGUGGUGCGGGCAUGGUGGGCUCUGAGGACUCUGCUACUGCUGGGGACGCAGUGCAGCUUUCUGGUGGAAAUCGGAAAUUGUUCUGGCGCUCGGCUUCUUGGUCUGCGUCACGGUCCUCCCUUCACCAUCCUGAUGUGAACAAAGAUGGUGGAGACACCAGUGGGCAUCUUGGAGAUAGUAAUGGAACAAGCCGAAUUUUCCAUUCUCCAUUAACUCCAAGAUCACAGCAGCAUUGCAAAGCAAGGUCGUGUUUGCCUCCUUUAAAGCCUUUGUCGAUAGCCCGGCGAAGCUUGGAUGAGUGGCCCAAAGCGGGGUCGGACGACAUAGGGGAGUGGCUGCAACCUCCUACUCCAAGUGGGAGAGGAAAUGGGGAGAGGUUGAAACUUGAUUUGUCGACAAUUCAGAGAAAUCCGGAUAAGAAUUGUGGGCUUGUGAAGAGGGAUAAGAUUGCUUUCUUUGACAAAGAGUGCUCGAAAGUGGCGGAUCAUGUAUAUCUUGGUGGAGAUGCGGUUGCUCGAGAUAGGGAUAUACUUAAACAGAACGGAAUUACUCAUGUGUUGAAUUGUGUAGGAUUCGUUUGCCCGGAGUACUUCAAAGAUGAUUUCGUGUACAGAACUUUGUGGUUGCAGGAUAGCCCAUCUGAGGAUAUCACUAGCAUUCUGUAUGAUGUUUUUGACUACUUUGAAGAUGUUAGAGAACAAAGUGGAAGGGUUUUUGUUCAUUGUUGCCAGGGAGUAUCCCGGUCAACGUCGUUGGUGAUUGCCUAUCUGAUGUGGAGAGAAGGGCAGAGUUUUGAUGAUGCAUUUCAAUAUGUAAAGGCAGCAAGAGGUAUUGCUGACCCGAAUAUGGGUUUCGCUUGCCAAUUAUUACAGUGCCAAAAGAGGGUCCAUGCUUUCCCUCUUAGCCCAAGUUCAUUGUUGAGGAUGUAUAGAGUUGCCCCACACUCACCAUAUGAUCCUUUGCAUCUCGUCCCCAAAAUGUUGAAUGACCCUUCACCAUCUGCACUCGAUUCUAGAGGUGCUUUUAUCAUUCAUAUACCAUCUGCCAUAUUUGUUUGGAUUGGUAAGAACUGUAAAGCAAUCAUGGAAAGGGAUGCAAGGGGGGCUGUUGUGCAGAUUGUUCGGUAUGAGAGAGUGCAAGGGCCUAUAUAUGUAAUUAAGGAAGGGGAAGAACCAAUAAACUUUUGGGAUUCCUUUGCAAACCUGUUACCUCUAAUGGAUAAAUCCAACAGUAAAAUCAAUCCUGGGGAGUUAAAAGGUAAACCUUAUCCAGGCGAGAGGAAAGUCGAUUCCUAUGAUGUGGACUUUGAAAUUUUUCAGAAGGCUAUAACUGGUGGUUUUGUUCCUCCAUUUCCUUCAUCUGAGAACGAGCACGAAACCCAUCUUCCUGUUAGAGAAAGCAAUUGGAGUAUGCUUAGGCGUAAGUUUGCCUCAGGAAACAUGAAAGAUUUCAUAUCAGCUCCUCGAGUAUCUCUGUCUAGGGUCUAUUCAGACUCGUCGAUGAUGGUGCAUUUUUCUGCAAAAUCCUCAUCGCCUUCAACGUUUUCUUUGUCUUCAUCAUCUUCUUCACCUAUCUAUCUUUCUCCAGAUUCCCUCUCUUCUGAUUCAGGUUCAAGUUCAAGUUCAAGUUCCAAGUAUUUUUCAGAGUCCUCUUUAGAUUCUCCAUCUGCAUCUUCACCUUCAGCUCCAGCUUCUUCAUCGCUGUCUAGUUUUUCUAACAUGUCUCUUAUCUCAUCCAAUAGUUCCUUAGAAUCUGUGCCCAAUGGUCCCGAAACUCGUGAUGCAGUCCUCUUGGAAUCAAGCUCUCACUCACUCUCAUUCUCAUCUAAAAAGUUCUCACCUUCUCUUGCAGAACGCCGAGGUAGUUCAAAGUCUCUGACAUUGCCUACAAUGCCCAGUAAAAUCAGAGCAACAAAUAGUGCCUCAAGAUUUCUUGCCACUCAAGAAGAUAGUAAGAGGAAAAACAAGAAUUCUUUCUCUCUUAAUGUAUUAAUUAAUAUGAAAAAUGACUCAGAGCCUACAGAUAGGGUUGCAAAUGAACAGACAAGUUCCACUCAGAAUUUCAAGAAUUUUGAAAAUGGAAUCGACGUAAGGGUAGGUAGUGUGGCCUCGUGCCAGCAGGAAACUAAAGUUGAUGCACAAUCUACUAGUUCAUGGAAAAGCUAUCCCAAACCUUUUGAAAAAGGCAUGCUAUCCACCACUGUGUCUGGGAAGCAAGAUGGUGAGUUUGUCCAACCUAUGGUAUACUGUUGGCCGGAAUUAGAAAGGAUUGCAGCUUUUGACACAAGUUACCUCAAUUCUAAAGCUGCUUUAGCGAUCUUCUCUCCAAGUAGGUAUUUAGGCAAGAAGGAUGACAUGAUGCUGUUUAUGUGGGUAGGAAGUUCUUUUGACCAUGAUUUAUCUCAGGUUCGAGUAAAGAGGGAUAACGACUUGGUUGAUUUAGAGAAGAUAGACUGGGUUAAAGUUGGUCAAUAUAUACUUACUGAAGUAGGUCUGCCAGAAAAUGCAGAAAUUAAGAUCGUUAAAGAAGGUGAAGAAACAGAGGAAUUUCUUGCACGAUUGAGUCUGUUGUAGCCCUGCUGCUGAGACAUUUCCUUCAUCUGGUAUAACAAAAAUUAUUCGAUUGUUGAACUGGCUUAGCGAUUCAUGCAACUUAGUCAUCAAGAUGAACUCCCCUUACAAAAAUUAGUGAGGAGACGCUUGAAAACCCAAGUCGUUUAUAGCAAGUCUUAACAAGUUGUACAGAGCUGUAAACCCCCCCACCCCACCACGUAAUUCAAAUUUGAUACUGUAAACAAUUUCCUGGAAGGGCUCUUGCCUUUCCCUAACACAUGUUCUUGACUUUUGCCUUCUUAAUAGGAUCAAUCUUUCUUUUACUAA
Molecule: messenger RNA, 3139 nt
Organism: Cucurbita moschata (crookneck pumpkin)
Lineage: Eukaryota; Viridiplantae; Streptophyta; Magnoliopsida; Cucurbitales; Cucurbitaceae
Product: protein-tyrosine-phosphatase MKP1-like
Exons: 4
Coding region: 272-2833 (853 amino acids)
Biological process (GO): protein dephosphorylation
Molecular function (GO): actin filament binding; protein tyrosine/serine/threonine phosphatase activity
Source: RefSeq, a predicted model, not a curated record